AUGAGGUUCGUUCGUGCUCUUGCUGGGCUUGCGCUAGCAUCGCUUCACAUUCACCACAUCACAGCACACGUGCUGGGCGGAAGACCAAGUGACUUUAUCAUCGCUGAGAAGCGCGCUCCACUCCAAGAUAUAGUCACUUGGGACGAGCACUCCCUUUUCGUUCACGGUAAGCGCAUCAUCUUCUGGGGCGGCGAGUUUCACCCAUUCCGUCUCCCAGUUCCUGGUCUAUGGCUUGAUGUAUUCCAAAAGAUCAAAGCACUUGGGUAUAAUGGGGUGUCCUUCUACGCUGCUUGGUUUCUGCAUGAGGGGAAGCGCGGAUCUUUCAGCGCGGAGGGGGUUUUCGACUGGGAACCGUUCUUUGAUGCGGCAAAGAAAGCCGGCAUAUAUCUAAUUGCUCGACCUGGCCCGUACAUCAACGCUGAAGUGUCAGGAGGAGGAUUCCCUGGGUGGCUGCAGCGCAUCUCCGGAAACCUGCGUACACCAGAUCAAGAUUACCAACAAGCCUCGAAACACUACAUCGAAUCCAUCACCGCAAUCAUCGCCAAAGCCCAGAUCACCAACGGUGGACCCGUCAUCCUCUUCCAACCAGAAAACGAGUACUCCGCGGGCACUAACAAUGUCACGUUCCCUGAUGCCUUGUACAUGAAUGGCCUCAUGCGACAAUUCCGCGCCCUUGGCAUUGUUGUACCGUUCAUCAACAACGUGGCAUGGCCCAACGGAGUCAACGCGCCCGGAACCGACGCCCCUGUGGAUAUUUACGGCCAUGAUUCGUAUCCAGUUGGAUUCAAUUGCAUGGAUCCUACGAACUGGACCGAUAAUGCGCUACCCACGAACUGGAGAGAGACUCAUCUGAAGCAGAGCCCGAACACGCCGUAUAUGCUGGUUGAGUUCCAAGGCGGGGGAUAUCAGCCGUGGGGUGGUGUUGGCUUUGAGAAGUGUGCUGAACUAACCAACUAUGAAUUUGAGCGGGUGUUUUACAAAAAUAACAUUGCGGCGGGUGCUACGAUCUUCAGUGCCUACAUGGUAUUUGGUGGCACAAAUUGGGGCAAUCUAGGCCACGCUUCGGGAUACACGUCCUACGAUUACGGCGCUGCCAUCACUGAAGAGCGCCAGGUUCACCUCGAAAAGUACAGUGAGGCAAAGCUCAUUGCAAAUUUUGUACAUGCAUCGCCCGCAUUGGCCUCUGCAGUGGCUGGAUAUAACACUACAGGCCUUUAUACGGAUACGGAUGCUAUUACAGUGACACCAUUGUUUGGCAACAAAACUAGCUUCUACGUCACGCGUCAAACUAAGUACAACUCCUUUGGCUCAUCCUCUUACAGACUCAGGGUGCAGACAAGUGUAGGCAAUAUCACCGUACCGCAACUCGGUGGACGUCUUUCUAUCAACGGCCGCGACACCAAAAUUCAUGUCACGGACUAUGAUGUGGGGGGCUUCAACCUUCUUUACUCAACAGCCGACAUCUUCACGUGGAAGAAAUACGGAACGAGGUCGAUUCUGGUCGUGUACGGAGGCCCCAACGAAUUGCACGAGCUAGCAAUUUCUAAGACGAGUGGCGCGACAGCCGUUGAAGGGUCUGGAGUCAAGUUUUCGAAUCGUAAUGGAGUUACCAUCCUCAGUUGGAACACGGCCCCGAAACGUCGAGUCAUACGUAUCGGCUCCGACUUGUACAUUGUCAUCCUUGAUCGAAACUCGGCAUACAAUUACUGGACUGUGAGUACCCUGCCAGAAGGCAGCUACUCUCACAAUGCGAAUCCAUCAUCUGACCUUAUUGUCAACGCUGGGUAUCUUGUUCGCAACGCCGCUAUCGUAGACGGGAAGGUGAAGCUUGUUGGUGACAUCAAUGCAACUACUACACUCGAGAUAAUCGGAGGUGCGCACAAGGACAUCACAGCGCUCACCUUCAACGGUGCCACUGUGGAAUCAACCCUCGACCGCAAUGGAUUCCUCCGCGGCACAGUAGCGUUUUCCGCUCCCGACAUCCGCCUUCCGGAUCUGGGCUCGCUGCCUUGGAAAUACAUCGAUACGCUUCCUGAGUUGAAGUCUACAUACGACGAUUCCACGUGGACCAAUGCAGAUCAUACCAAAACUAACAAUACGUACUGGCCCCUGACCACGCCUAAGGUUCUCUGGGGCGCAGAGUACGGCUAUAAUGGUGGGUCGCUCAUAAUGCGGGGCCAUUUCACCGCCACAGGCAAUGAAAGCGUUUUGCAUUUGAACGUCUCGGGUGGAAAUGCCUUUGCGUUCUCGGCAUGGGUGAACGGGACGUGGAUAGGGUCAUGGCCUGGAACGGCCGAGGCUGCAAUCGCGAAUCUGACUUUGCCACUACCGAGCUUUAAGCGCGGAGAGAGGUAUGUGCUGACAGUUCUCAGCGACCACAUGGGCCAUAAUGGGAACUGGGUCAUUGGAUACAAUGAGAUGAAAACGCCGCGAGGUAUUAUUGGGUACGACUUUCCUGGUCAUUCAACCACCUCGAAUAAUGCCUCCCGUGCCGACGAUGGCAUUACCUGGAAGAUUUCAGGGAAUAUUGGGGGUGAAGAUUACCAUGACAGGACGCGUAGCCCGCUUAACGAAGGCGCGCUGUGGGCAGAGCGCAAUGGUUUCCACCUCCCAUCUGCGCCCACCGGAUCCUGGGCAGACAGUGCAGGUCCGAUAACCGGUCUGACAGAACCAGGAGUCGGUUUUUAUACGACUUCGUUUGCCCUCAAUAUCUCCCAAAAAUGGGACAUCCCACUGUCGUUUAUCUUCCGCGGCGACACGUUCGACGGUAAAGGAAAGGGUUGGCGCGCACAGCUCUGGGUGAACGGAUAUCACUUUGGCAAGUUUCCGAAUGGCAUCGGACCGCAGCGGAGAUUCCCGGUACCAGAGGGGAUUCUGAAUUAUCGAGGCGAAAAUCACAUCGCUGUUAGUAUUUGGGCGCUGGAGCAUGGUGGUGCGAAACCGAAUGGCUUCGAGCUGGUUGCGGGUAUGCCGGUGAAAAGUGGCUAUGGUGAGGUGAAGAUGGCGCCGAUAUCGAGUUGGGAGAAGAGGGAGGGUGCAUAUUGA
This is a messenger RNA of Cucurbitaria berberidis CBS 394.84, 3045 nucleotides long. RefSeq names its product glycoside hydrolase family 35 protein. Lineage: Eukaryota; Fungi; Ascomycota; Dothideomycetes; Pleosporales; Cucurbitariaceae. The record is from RefSeq and is a predicted model, not a curated record. The transcript has 5 exons. Gene Ontology annotation, molecular function: beta-galactosidase activity. Gene Ontology annotation, cellular component: vacuole. Bases 1 to 3045 code for a protein of 1014 amino acids. Gene Ontology annotation, biological process: carbohydrate metabolic process.